AAGAAGGUGACCAUUUCCGCCCCAAGUAAGGAUGCCCCUAUGUUUGUUGUGGGUGUUAAUGAGAAGGAAUACAAGCCCGAUCUUGACAUCGUCUCCAAUGCUAGCUGCAUUACAAACUGUCUUGCUCCCCUCGCCAAGGUUAUUCAUGAUAGGUUUGGCAUUGUUGAGGGUCUUAUGACUACUGUUCACUCCAUCACUGCCACUCAGAAGACUGUUGAUGGGCCAUCAAGCAAGGAUUGGAGGGGUGGAAGAGCUGCUUCCUUCAAUAUCAUUCCCAGCAACACUGGUGCUGCAAAGGUAGUCAGCAAAUUAUCAUGUGUGUUUGCUUUCUUCUACUCUAACAUGCAGUCGGAAAACUGUUUGCUUUCUUCGAAUCUCAUUUUGUGCUUGUCUGAAUGUUGCAUACUCAUUCCUCCUUUCUGUGAAAGCAGAGUUACUGCUGUUGAUGGUCAGAACAGUACCAGAUUGGAAUCUAUGCAGUCAUGCAUCUUUGAUGCCAAGGCUGGGAUUGCUUUGAAUGAACAUUUCGUGAAACUUAUUGCUUGGUAUGACAAUGAAUGGGGUUACAGUUCACGUGUGGUUGACUUGAUUGUGCACAUGGCUUCUGUUCAAGCUUGAUGCUAAUCUCAUGAGGUGAUAGAGGGUGACUUUGUUUUGCUUGUGUCGUACUGGUUAGUGUUUUAGGUCCCCUGAGGUUUUGGUUUGGAAUAAACUGCGCAAAGAGUCUUGUGUAGUCUUGUUUGGAUGUUUACUUAUGGAGUCUUUGUGUUAUCUUUGUUUCCCUUGUGUUCAUAGGAAAAAUAAUCGAAAAUUCUGUAAUAUAUGAAAAGUUGGUAUAAUAUAUUUGAGGAGUGUUUAUUAUAAUUAAUUGUUAUUUCCUA
This is a messenger RNA of Camellia sinensis, 881 nucleotides long. Lineage: Eukaryota; Viridiplantae; Streptophyta; Magnoliopsida; Ericales; Theaceae. The record is from RefSeq and is a predicted model, not a curated record.